AAAGUAUCUUGCAGUUUUAGCUUAAGUUUCCAGACUUUUAACUUCUACCUUUUGAGCUCGUAUAUAUAAUUCAAAAAUCUUCGGUGGUUUUAAAAUUCUUAGUGACUUAAAUGCGAUGGAAGAUGUCCGCACUCUGCGGUAUGAUAUCCAAUGGGAUGUUUUCGAGGGCAUGCAAAUAGUUGACAUCAAUUCAAAGCAUGUACUAUGACAUGGUGAUCGAGUUCAUGUGGUCCAAUUCGUUUCUGAAAAGUCUUGUCUAUGAGAGUCUGGGACUAUUCGAUUUGCCGGACAUGAAACAGACUUAUUCUUGGUAUGUGCGACACAUCCUGCGAAACGAGUGCUCCGUGAUGAUGAUUAGCGAAGAUGAAACGCAAAUAAGGGCAGUGGGAUUGCUGGAAUGGAUGACCGAGGAAUGGCACUCCUGGGUCUUCUUUCCCUCUUCGUUGCCCAGGAAUCUGUUCCAGCAGAUCAUAAUGAUGAAGAAGGAGCUCAUCGAUGCGACCAAAGCGAACAUGGGCAUCUCCACCUACGAUGCACUGUUCGUCCACGAGAUCGCCUUUCCGGAUGAGCUCUACUUUAACCGGGAUUUCCUGUCGACCAUCUUCGAUGUCUUUGGCUUUGUGGCCCAGCACAUGCACAUGCCGCGGGUCAGCUUCAUCGCCCUCAGCUCCGUGGACCAGGAGGCCGCCAGUCUGAUCGAUUACGAAGAGAUCGGGCGGACUAUCUACUCGAUCUACAAGGUUGGCAACACCCGGCCCUUUGACAUCCUUCGCGAGCUAGACGAGAUGUACGCACUGCUGUUUGAACUGGCCGUCUCGCCGGUACUGAAGUACAUUGAAAUGCCCGGUUUCGAGGAGUUCCACGAGGCCCUGGAUGCCAGGUUGGCCAAGGAGGCAGCCGAAAAGCGCCACGACGACGAUAUUUGAUAUGUUUCCUGCUGUCUUCUUCACAUAAAUGUCUGCCUACUCUUGGGCUACCCCAUCGUAAUUCCCCCAGCUUCCCUUUCACAAUUACUUAAUUGCAGGCACCAUCGUGGAGUGCCAAUUUUGACGGGGGGGGUGGAAUAGUGGAAUGUUUCCAAGCAGUCGGUGAUAAGCCUAUCAAUACGAUCCCCAUGCCAUGGCGAUAGUGCUGCCUACACAGGCAAAAAUAUGCUUGCAUUGACCCAAUCAAAACGUAGUACAGCAUUCAAUUCAAUUUUAUAACAUUUUCCAUAUAGAAAUUGCUAAGUGUAAUGAAAUAUAUUAAAAUGUUUAUUAUGUAGAUAAAGAGAUGCUUUU
Molecule: messenger RNA, 1280 nt
Organism: Drosophila melanogaster (fruit fly)
Lineage: Eukaryota; Metazoa; Arthropoda; Insecta; Diptera; Drosophilidae
Exons: 4
Coding region: 198-926 (242 amino acids)
Source: RefSeq, marked reviewed